GAGAGGCUGGGUUGGAAAGUGGGAAAAGUGGAAUACUGUACUAGGCAGGGCGAGCAACUGGGAGACAAUAGCGAGUGGAGUGCGGACAGACGCUGGUAUAAGACAGAAAUGUGCUUUCUUAGGCGAAUUGUGAUGCUGACAUACAGUUUACGCGUAUUUCUCUGACUAUUGUAGCAGCACGGGCGGAGAGUGCAUGUUCUCGUUGUGCGUCUGCACCUUGUGUAUGAUAGCUUGAGCCAAAGGUCAGACAAUUCUCCUGGCAACCGGAGAGUUAAAAAAUGCCACGUUCAGCCGAUUUACUGCGGUGCGCAAUCAGACCGCGUUGCCGGGCGAUGCCUGCGCGUCGGGAAUCGUGGUUCAACUGAGGGAAUCUGGGCGAGUAACAAUGGUUUUGUGCGAAUCAUGGCUAAUGGAACUGGCACAAUCAUGCUGAAAUGCGUUGUUGUUGGAGACGGCGCCGUGGGCAAAACUUGCCUGUUGAUGAGCUACGCCAACGAUGCUUUUCCAGAGGAGUAUGUGCCAACCGUCUUUGACCAUUACGCAGUGAGUGUGAAUGUUGGAGGCAGACAGUACCUGUUGGGACUCUACGACACCGCAGGGCAGGAAGACUACGACCGCCUGAGGCCUUUAUCUUAUCCGAUGACCGACGUCUUCCUCAUCUGUUUCUCGGUGGUCAACCCGGCCAGCUUCCACAAUGUGCGUCAAGAGUGGGUCCCCGAACUUCAAGAGUAUGCGCCUGGCGUUCCCUUCCUCCUCAUCGGAACCCAGAUCGACCUGCGAGAUGACCCCAAGACCAUUGCCAAGCUGAAUGAUGUCAAGGAGAAGCCGGUUGUCACAGAGCAGGGACAGAAGCUGGCCAAGGAGAUAGGCGCCUGUUGCUACGUGGAGUGCUCGGCACUGACGCAGAAGGGGCUGAAGACGGUUUUCGAUGAGGCGAUCAUCGCCAUCCUCGCUCCGAAGAAGAGCAUCAUCAAGAGACGCCUCGGGACACGUUGCAUCAGCUGUUGCCUCAUCACGUGACCCCAUUGCCCCGCCGCUGCCUGACGGGGUGACCCCUGCUAAGCUUGUGACUGUGCGAUCACGUGACUCGUAGCUGCACUGCUGUCUGAAUGCGCGGCCCUCUGCUAAGCUGCCAUCUGGUCAUGUGAUCUGUUGCUAUGCUGCCGUCUGAUCAUGUGACCCGCUGAUGUGCUCCGGCUUGAUCACGUGACCUCCCCUAUGUCCCGUUCACGUGAGAAAGGGAGGAGCUGUAGGAUCAGUCUCUAUGCUGUGCACCUGAACCCGAAGAUUCUGGUUCUGAUUCAGCUGGACCCCGGAGGGUAGGGAAAUGGGGGCCAGGUGGGAGAGGUGGGCUUUAUUACAAGGGAAAAUAUCCCAAAUUAUCUCAGCAGCACAAUCUCCCAGAUCCAAUGUUCUAGACGUUUUAAUGUUGCUCAGAAUGGACAUUCCAACAUUUUUUAUUGACAUUGUAAAAUGUGCUUUAUACAAAAUUUAUAUUACAAAGAAAACACUUCUCCCAAUUUCAAACCUUGGUCAAAAAACUGUUUCUUGGCAGAUGUUGAUUCCUCCCAGUUUAUGUUUCACAGAAUGAGUUUUGCUGGUCCCAGGACACUGAAAUUCUUAGAGCUCCUUUCCACAAGCUUGUUAGUGAGCUUUUGAUGACAGUGGUUUCAGUUGGGAUGAAUGAGGUAGCAUGCCAGGGCCUUUUUUGAGUUUUUUUUUUCUUCAGAGAAGCACACAUUGGAAAAUUAAAGAAGUUUUACAAUA
This is a messenger RNA of Conger conger (European conger), 1767 nucleotides long. RefSeq names its product rho-related GTP-binding protein RhoQ-like. The record is from RefSeq and is a predicted model, not a curated record. Gene Ontology annotation, biological process: small GTPase-mediated signal transduction; cortical actin cytoskeleton organization. NCBI's taxonomy places the organism in Eukaryota, Metazoa, Chordata, Actinopteri, Anguilliformes, Congridae. Gene Ontology annotation, molecular function: GTPase activity; GTP binding. The transcript is spliced from 5 exons. The coding region runs from base 403 to 1020 and encodes 205 amino acids.